Molecule: messenger RNA, 282 nt
Organism: Blepharisma stoltei
Lineage: Eukaryota; Ciliophora; Heterotrichea; Heterotrichida; Blepharismidae
Source: the annotation of a GenBank genome assembly
AUGGGUUCGUGCAUUUCUCAUAAAAAACACUACAGAGCUAUUGGUGCAAAAAUUGCAACAGAACUUAGUGAUCAUGAAAGGCAAUGAAUUAAAAUGCAAAGAGAAGCAGUUUUCCGGAAGAAAAUCUCUCUAGCACCUAUACUUAAGCUAGAAUAUAACGAAUUAUUAGCGAGAAGAAGAGGUCAGUUGUUUCAAACUAAAACUAAUAGUACGAUAUCUGAAAUCAGCGAAGAAUUAUUUAAAGGAGAUACAAUGUGUCCGAGUACGCAUCAAUCCCCUUAA